CUCACACAUUUCUCUCAUGACACUCGGACAAUCCAGGCCUGGCUCUGACCAGGCAUUCCCUCGUCUCGACAGUCGUCAUGACACACGCGUAGAAAAGAGACAGAGCACAAUAAUGCACAAGGAGUUUGAAGCAAUCUUUGGCAAGGUCGCUUGGGAACAAAAGUCUCCGGAACUUGUAAAGAGAAAUGUCAUUCAGAAAAAGCAUGUUUUGAUUGAAUUUGGUGACAAGGAGUGGGAUCUCGAUGAACUUAAACAGGCAGCACUCGACAAGACAUCCCUGACCACUGUCACGCGCUCGGUCCGCCGCAUCCUCUCCUCGGCCCUCCUCGACGAAUUUCUCGUCAAUGGCGCUCUCUACGCAAGGUGGAACGUCUGGACACUCAUUUUAGAAAAAUCUCGCACAACGCACCGAUUAGGGGCUCUACAAAACCCGCGGGCCGUUGGAUUAGGUCCCAUUGCAAGACACCCCUUGUUCAAUGACGAAACCCUCACCCUCCCCCAAGCCCAGGCAACCCGCACAACAACCCUAAAAGCCUUUUCCCUCUCCUACUGCUUCCUCCUCCUCUUCAUCUCCACCCACUCCUCCUCACCCGCCAAAGAACGCCUCCACUUUGAACUCGUCUACACCCUCGCCAAAGAAAUCAUUCCAACCCUCCUCAGCAUCCCGAGUCAUACACCCAUGAUUGAACAGGAUUUGGAUCGCUUGUUCCGCGGUGGGCUGUUUUGUGGGGAGAGUGUCGGAGUCGUUGAAGACGCUGAGGAUCAUUAUGUGGCCAGAUUGUUGAGUGGGGGGUUGGAAAAAGUUUUGAAAUCUCGUCCGCCUAGUUCGAGACGUUCAGUGGUGCGUCCGACGAGUAGUAGUCCUCGAUCCCACUAUUCCCUUCCAAAACAUGCUUGGACAGCAGCCAGUACAAAGAGUACAAACAGUGAUACACCAAAAGACGACACGAUAGAUCCGUCUCCACCCCCACAACGUCGUACGCCAUCUAAACGGAAAAUUUCGUUAAAUGCUGUUAGGAUGGCGAGAUCGCCUUUGGCGGAUAGUGUGCUACCACCCCCGCAGCGCUUCUUGUUUGUUCAGACUCGGGGACGGGGUGAGAGUCUUGUCGGGGUUUAACGAUUCAGUAAGAUUGCAGGAAACCAGUUUUGCUUUAGGGUCCAUAGCGUAGGUGUACUAGAGUACAAUUUACAGUAGAUCCCCUCCCUUUACAAACACACACACACACACAUUGCAUGAGUAUUGUGUAACACACUUGUAGCAUUGUAGUAGUGUUGCAGUACACUGGGUUUCCGUAUCAAAAAAGAACAUGUCAAACACUCA
This is a messenger RNA of Spizellomyces punctatus DAOM BR117, 1321 nucleotides long. RefSeq lists its product as uncharacterized. The transcript is spliced from 4 exons. NCBI's taxonomy places the organism in Eukaryota, Fungi, Chytridiomycota, Chytridiomycetes, Spizellomycetales, Spizellomycetaceae. The record is from RefSeq and is a predicted model, not a curated record. Bases 17 to 1117 code for a protein of 366 amino acids.